This is a messenger RNA of Magnolia sinica, 2035 nucleotides long. Its product is annotated as cytochrome P450 CYP72A616-like. Gene Ontology annotation, molecular function: oxidoreductase activity, acting on paired donors, with incorporation or reduction of molecular oxygen; iron ion binding; monooxygenase activity. Bases 160 to 1707 code for a protein of 515 amino acids. The record is from RefSeq and is a predicted model, not a curated record. The transcript is spliced from 5 exons. NCBI's taxonomy places the organism in Eukaryota, Viridiplantae, Streptophyta, Magnoliopsida, Magnoliales, Magnoliaceae.
AAACCGAAGACCACAAGAAAUUACCUCGAACCCACGCUAAAUCUUUUUAAGUUGUGACUCUCUUUCCCUCCCUCCCAAUCUGAUAGUCUUCCACAAUUCGAAGGUUGAAGGGCUUUAAGAGAGAGAGAGAGAGAGAGAGAGAGAGAGAGAGAGAGAGAGAUGGAAGUAUAUCUGUCGAAUUUGCUUGUAAUAGCUGGUGUUUUGAUCCUACCAUGGGUUUGGAAGGCAUUCAACUACGUUUGGUGGAGACCCAAAAUGCUGGAGAGGACUCUGAAGAAGCAAGGCAUCCAUGGCCCACCCUACAAACUCCUCUCCGGGAAUGUGAUCGAUAACUCCAGGGCGUUGAAGGAAGCACGCUCUAAGCCCAUGGACCUGUCUCACCAGAUCCUACCACGUGUCGUCCCCUUCCAUUUUCAGACGGUGAAGAAUUACGGAAAAACAUCUGUCACAUGGUUUGGAACAACUCCUAGAGUGAACAUCAUGGAUCCAGAACUGAUAAGGGAAGUCCUUUCGAAUAAGUUUGGACACUUUGCAAAGCAAAAGCUAACUGCAUUUGAGAAGCAGUUAGCAUCUGGGCUUCUGACUCACGAAGGCGAAAAAUGGGCAAAACAUAGGAGAAUCAUCAACCCCGCCUUCCAUGUAGAGAAGUUGAAAAGGAUGUUACCAGCAUUCUCUGCAAGUUGCAGUGAAUUGACCAGCAAAUGGGAGCAGUGGGUUGGUUCUGAAGAGUCCCGUGAAUUAGAUGUGUGUCCCGACCUCGAGGCUUUAACAGGAGAUGUUAUCUCACGGACAGGGUUUGGUAGCAGCUACAAAGAAGGGAGGCGGAUUUUCCAACUCCUAACAGAACAGGGAGAGCUUGUAAUGCAGGCUAUUCAAAGGGCAUACAUCCCUUGCUAUCGGUUUUUUCCCACGAAAGACAACCUGAGGAGAAAGGAAAUCGAUAGAGAAAUACGAGCUAUUAUGAGGAGUAUGAUUGAAAAGAGGGAGAAGGCUAUGAAAACAGGGGAAGCCAGCAACGAUGAUUUAUUGAGCUUGCUAAUGGAAUCCAAUUCCAAAGGAUCCCAAGAACAAGGGAAUUCCAAGAGCAUAAGUAUUGAAGAUGUGAUAGGGGAGUGCAGGCUAUUCUACCUUGGAGGGCAGGAGACCACAUCAAGCUUGCUGACAUGGACAAUGAUCGUGUUGAGUAUGCAUCCGAGUUGGCAAGAGCGAGCGAGGGAAGAGGUGUUGCAAGUCUUUGGGAAGAACAAACCAGACAUUGAUGGCUUAACCCACCUCAAAAUUGUAACCAUGAUCCUGUAUGAGAUUCUCCGACUGUACCCGCCUGCGAUUCUCCUCAUUCGACGCACUUACAAAAGAAUGCAACUAGGAGGAAUAACCCUCCCAGCUGGUGUAGAACUUUCGCUGCCAAUUCUCCUCAUCCAUCAUGAUCCCGAGCUCUGGGGUGAAGAUGCAGAUGAAUUCAAGCCAGAGAGAUUCUCCGGGGGAGUCUCCAAGGCGACGAACAAUCAAGUAUCAUUCUUUCCAUUUGGAUGGGGCCCUCGGAUAUGCAUUGGGCAGAACUUCGCCAUGAUAGAAUAUAAGUUAGCUUUGGCCAUGAUCCUACAGCAUUUCUCGUUCGAGCUAUCGCCGUCCUAUGUCCAUGCUCCUUACACUGUUAUAACUCUCCGUCCUCAGCAUGGUGCUCAACUCAUCCUACAUAAACUUUAAGCGUUCAUCUGGGCCUUGUCAUAGAACUAUGUGGAUAGAGUCAUCUAGAUAUGGUUAUUUUAUAGUGAUUACUGUUGUCAUUAACCUAUGUAGCGCUCUCUAUUAUUUGGAUAAAACAAAUAGGGAUGUUAUAUAUUAAUCAUAAAACUAUGAACCCCACUUAUUAAAUGGUUAGACGUGACUAGUGAUGAGUCGUUUUGGCAAGAUGCCAUAUAAGACCAUGACUCGCUACAUAUGUCGUGGAUGAGUAGCCAUAAGUGACAACAAAUGCAGAAAUUCUGUGUAAAAACAUGUUCACCUCCUUAUGAAAGCUAUGCAUGUUUAUUUA